AUGUUGACUACCAAUUUACACAAUGUGUGCCGAAUGAACUUUAUUAGACGGAAUUAUAGGUGGUUUUCGACCCUAUGUGAGCACUGUGGAUGGCAUUUGAAGGUCAGCCUGUGCCUGGAACGCCAACCACUCGAAUACUCAGAAAACGAAGUCGACAGACUGUUUCGUGAAUUCCACGAGUCGUGGACCUUGAAAACAAACAACGGUCUGAAGAUUCCCUCACUUGAAACCAUUGAACGUAAAAUUACACACAAGCUUGCUCGCUCCAAAGAAACGGAAACGAAGAAAACCCCCGUUGAUUCCAUGGAUUCCGAGUCUGAUGUUGCGGAAAAGGAUGAUUUGGAAUCACUUCUGAGCGGCGAGUUGAAUAUAAACCUGUUGCCCAGGAGAUCAAGAAGGGUUUUACAGAAGGAUGCAGUAAGUUUAGCACAGCCAUCCAGUCGUAGUUGUGUAUACAUCCUUGAUCACGACCUUCAUAACAUAAACAGAAUGCCCACGAGGUGGCUGUUUCUGCUUUUAAAAUAUAAAAAUUCGCAGUGGUCCCUGCCAAUCACUGACUUAUACUACGGAGAUUCUGUGAGACAGACUCUGGCUAGACUGUGCGAUGAACAGAUUUGUGAUUCUUACAGGCCAUAUUUCAUAGGGUACUCUCCGUUCACUCAUCAAAAACUGCCCUUUGAGUCCACUGGUUUAAAUAACGAUUUGGACAGCCCUAUAGAUGGUCUAAAGGUUUUUUAUUACAGGGCUAGGCACAUUCCCUCGUGUAAUGUAAACAUAAACAGCGACGUGGUCGAUGAUUACGCUUGGUGUACCAUGGAUGAACUUGAAUCGAAAUUGGAUAAGCUCAAAUUCAACAAGGUCAUUAAUACGUUACCUCUUUUUAACCUGAUUUAA
Molecule: messenger RNA, 894 nt
Organism: Theileria orientalis strain Shintoku
Lineage: Eukaryota; Apicomplexa; Aconoidasida; Piroplasmida; Theileriidae
Exons: 4
Coding region: 1-894 (297 amino acids)
Cellular component (GO): mitochondrial large ribosomal subunit
Molecular function (GO): structural constituent of ribosome
Source: RefSeq, a predicted model, not a curated record